CUCAUCAUGCAUCGAUUCUUCAAAUCUGAAUUCUUCAACUUCGAAUUCAUCCGCAUCCUCUCGGCCGCCCCCUACGGUGGAGCCGAAAUCGCCGAAUGCCUGGUGGCCGCAAGCCAAAUCACCAACGAUGAUCCAGAGAGCUGGCAUCGAGCGUGGCUCACUCAGGCCGACAAAGCUAAAGCCCUCGGGGACGAAGCCCUGCACUCUGGUAACAAGGUCUCCGCGCGACGAGCCUACCUCCGGGCCUCAAACUACUACCGCGCCAGUGGCUACAUGUUCCACGACCGGCCAGGGGCACCGGACGCUCGUGUUCUACCCCUGGCGCAGCAAGUCCUAGACACUUAUGCGCUCACUUUACCGCUGCUCGACACAGGGGAAGCCAGGCAGCUCAACAUCCCCUUCGAAAGCCACCAACUCCCCGCAUACCUCUACCUCCCACGCGACCGAGCCAAGUCUGUGCCUCUGCUGCUCAGCCUCGGCGGCGCAGACUCCAUCCAAGAAGAGUUGUACUAUGUAUACGCCGCCAGCGGACCGCAACUGGGCUAUGCCGUGCUCACCUUCGAGGGUCCAGGCCAGGGCAUCUUGCUCCGUCGCGAUAAGACGCACAUGCGUCCGGAUUGGGAGGUCGUCGUCGGCCGCGUCCUCGACUUCAUGACGGCGUACAUGCGACAAGACCCCUCCGCGCAACUGGAUCUGUCGCGCGUGGCGGUUGUCGGGGCCUCGAUGGGGGGCUACUAUGCUCUACGAGCGGCCGCCGACCCGCGCAUUAGGGCCUGCGUCUCGAUCGACCCUUUCUACGACAUGUGGGACUUCGUACGCAACCACGUCUCGCCAGCAAUGCUGGACGCGUGGAAGGCCGGAUGGGUGCCCUCAAGUGUGGUCAACGGUGUCAUGUCGCUGGCGAUGGCAGCCUCUUUCCAGGCCAAGUGGGAGGUGGGCCUCGCCAUGUGGUUCUUCGGCGUUGACUCACCAACGGAGACGCUGCGACAUAUGAUGAAGUAUACGCUGGCCCACGCGGAUGGGACCAGUCGCUUGAGUCAGGUCCAGUGUCCGGUGUUGGUGUCCGGGGCAACGCAGUCGCUGUAUCUGGAGCCCGAGAGCGAUGUGCUCCGGGUCUUUGAUGCAUUGGCGCAUUUGGGCGACGAGCAGCGCGAGAUCUGGAUUGCGAGGGCGCCGGAGGAAGGCGGGUUACAGGCCAAGAUCGGUGCGAUUGGACUGGUGGUGCAGAGGACGUUUCGGUUCUUAGAUCAGCAUCUCAACGUUACGCGGUAG
Aspergillus aculeatus ATCC 16872 is the source of this 1272-nucleotide messenger RNA. RefSeq lists its product as uncharacterized. Bases 7 to 1272 code for a protein of 421 amino acids. Lineage: Eukaryota; Fungi; Ascomycota; Eurotiomycetes; Eurotiales; Aspergillaceae. The record is from RefSeq and is a predicted model, not a curated record. The transcript has a single exon.